GUAGGCAGCGCGGCGGGACCGCGGAGCCCUCGGCAGCGGAGGCUGCUGCAGCGACCGAGCAGGGCUGCGCGCCGAAGAUGGCCGAGAAGCAGAAGCUCGAAGGGCGGGUGAAAAUCGGACACUACGUGCUGGGAGACACGCUGGGCGUCGGCACCUUCGGCAAAGUGAAGAUUGGUGAACAUCAGUUGACAGGCCAUAAAGUGGCAGUUAAAAUCUUAAAUAGACAGAAGAUCCGCAGUUUAGAUGUUGUUGGAAAAAUAAAACGGGAAAUUCAAAAUCUAAAACUUUUUCGUCAUCCUCAUAUUAUCAAACUAUACCAGGUGAUCAGCACUCCAACAGACUUUUUUAUGGUAAUGGAAUAUGUGUCCGGAGGUGAAUUAUUUGACUACAUCUGUAAACAUGGACGGGUUGAAGAGAUGGAAGCCAGGCGGCUCUUUCAGCAGAUCCUGUCUGGUGUGGAUUACUGUCACAGGCAUAUGGUUGUUCACCGGGACCUGAAACCAGAGAAUGUGCUAUUGGACGCUCACAUGAAUGCCAAGAUAGCUGAUUUUGGACUAUCUAAUAUGAUGUCAGAUGGCGAAUUUCUGCGAACUAGUUGUGGAUCUCCAAAUUAUGCAGCACCUGAAGUGAUCUCAGGCAGACUGUAUGCAGGUCCUGAAGUUGAUAUCUGGAGCUGCGGAGUUAUUUUGUAUGCUCUUCUUUGUGGCACCCUCCCGUUCGAUGAUGAGCACGUGCCCACGUUAUUUAAGAAGAUCCGAGGGGGUGUUUUUUAUAUCCCGGAGUAUCUCAAUCGUUCUGUGGCCACUCUCCUGAUGCAUAUGCUGCAGGUUGACCCCCUGAAACGAGCAACUAUCAAAGACAUAAGAGAGCAUGAAUGGUUUAAACAAGAUUUGCCCAGUUACUUAUUUCCUGAAGACCCCUCCUAUGAUGCUAAUGUCAUUGAUGAUGAGGCUGUGAAAGAAGUGUGUGAAAAAUUUGAGUGUACAGAAUCAGAAGUAAUGAACAGUUUGUAUAGUGGUGACCCUCAAGACCAGCUUGCAGUGGCUUAUCAUCUUAUCAUUGACAAUCGAAGAAUAAUGAACCAAGCCAGUGAGUUCUACCUCGCCUCUAGUCCCCCCACUGGUUCUUUCAUGGAGGAUAGUGCCCUGCCUGUUCCCCCAGGCCUGAAACCUCAUCCGGAACGAAUGCCGCCUCUCAUAGCAGACAGCCCUAAAGCAAGGUGUCCGUUGGAUGCACUGAAUACAACCAAACCCAAAUCUUUAGCUGUAAAGAAAGCUAAAUGGCAUCUUGGAAUCCGAAGUCAAAGCAAACCAUAUGACAUUAUGGCUGAAGUCUACCGAGCUAUGAAGCAGCUGGAUUUUGAAUGGAAGGUAGUGAAUGCAUACCAUCUUCGUGUAAGGAGAAAGAAUCCUGUGACUGGCAAUUAUGUGAAAAUGAGCUUACAGCUCUACCUGGUUGACAACAGAAGCUAUCUCUUGGACUUCAAAAGCAUUGAUGAUGAGGUGGUGGAACAGAGGUCUGGUUCCUCAACACCUCAGCGUUCCUGCUCUGCUGCUGGCUUACACAGACCAAGAUCAAGUUUUGAUUCUGUAACUCCUGAGACCCAUUCACUCUCUGGCUCCCUCACUGGCUCCUUGACCGGAAGUACAUUGUCUUCAGUCACACCUCGCCUGGGCAGUCACACCAUGGAUUUUUUUGAAAUGUGUGCCAGUCUGAUCACUACUUUAGCUCGUUGAUGAUCUUUCCCUAGUUUAUAUCUUUCUGUUAUUGCACUGUGAAAAUCACAUAUAUUCUUUAAAUUAUUUUACCUGUGCGUAUCACAUACUCUAAAAUGCUGAUUGACAGGCAAAAAUAUUGCCAGCGGACACUUAAUGCCAUUGAAAUUACUGAAAACAGAAAAGUCUGACAUUUAUUUACUUGUAGAAAUCUAUAAUUCUAUUUUGUGAUAAAUUCCCAUAAGCAAAUAUGUAAACAUUGAUGAAGAUUGUUAAUUAAAAUUGUGAGUUCACUACACACGAUUAAUACACCUUCACUGGUGAACUAGCUCAAUCAAAGGGUAUUUUGGCAGAAUCUUCUUGCUUUACUCUUUGGUGUAGGUAAAUCCAGUUUACAAAUUCCUAAAAAUUUCAGCAAUCUUUAAGCUAUGCUUUUGCACCCAAUUCUUUUGCAUAAGAAUAUUUUAAAAAAUUAGCAAGAUAGUUUUUAAAUGUUGAAAUCUUAAAAGCCUGUCCCCCAAAUUUUAGAAGCCAAGUUCUAGCAGAUUCUGCCUAGUGUUGAACAGAAAGGCUGUGGUCCUCAAACAGGUAACCAUGAUUUCCUGGUUCCUUAAAAAUGACUGUAACCAAGUAGAGGUUUUAUCUUGAGAUUUCCAUGAAAAAUAUACCAGUUUUAAGAGCCUUCAAGGUUCUACUCAGUAUUGGAGUAUCUGGAAUUGCAACAACUUUUGUCAUAAACUUCCAUCAUUUUAAAACCUGCCUUCAAAAUCUACCUUUCCCAAAUUCUUUUUGGCUCUAUCUAUUUUUAUACUUUGCCGAGCAUUGUAAAAUUGACAGUUACAUGAAACAAAGCAAAAUAUCAACAGUCCCUUAAGAGAGAACUCUGUUACUGUGUGUAGUGGCAGGGUGUGCGUUUGUGUGCCUGUGUGUAAGGUGUUGCAUCCCACAUGUUAAUUUUUCAUCUGAAGUUGAAGUUUGUCCUUGUAGCCAUCCCCUUCCUCAUUUUCCCCAGUCACCAUUGUCUUUGUUUGUUGUUUGAUCCUUAGUGGCUGAUUGGUUUAGCUUUUAAAUCUCUGGUUCCUUUUCUUUGUCUUAUGUCUUUAUUGCUAGCCAUCUAAUUUGAAAACACUGUUUGGGCCUUAAGGGCUUUUUAUGUAAUUCCAAAGCUUGAUAGGCAAUGACCUUCACUGUUGAACUUAUUAGGGCAGGGAGCCUUAAACAUGAAAAAAACAGAAAAACUCCCGUAUAAAUAUAUGUGUUGUUUACAUAUAUAUAUGUAUGUAUUCACACACCAAUGCUUUUGAUGGAAAACCAAACAAUUUUUUUGUUGUUUCAUUUUGUGCAGGUUGUAUUAUUUUGUAAUCUUUAAAGAAAAACAACCUGUAUACAGCAGGGUAGAUAAUAGCUUAUAAAUUAUAUUUUGUUUUAGUAGAAGUAUUUAAUUUUUAAAUUAUAUAUAAUUUAUCUAAUCUGUAUUUAUUCAUUUGUUUUCUUUAGUAUAUUGUAAUUAGCAAUCUCAUUCACCUGACUUACCCUAGAAAAGAUUAAGCUCUUGGAAACAAAAAGUGACUAAUCCUUGACAGGUUUUUCUUUGCCAAAAAAUGAUGUUUUCUACCAGAAGCAAAUGAGAAUGAACGUUAGACCAAAUCUCCCCUGUGUUUAUGGAAGACAAGCACGUCUACCUUUAAAUACUUUUGAGCCGAGGGUUUUCAGUGUUACAUCAUGUUGUUUUGUAAAACUUUUAAACAGUCUUGACUUCUUAAUAUCAAAAGGAAUCAUUGUUGGGAAAGAGGGUGGGGUUGCAGUUCAGAAGUUUUAAGUUUAAACCUUUGAAAGGUUGCCACCUAGUGGCACCAAAGGGUGCUUUUUUUGUGAUUAUUUUUACAGGGAUAAGUAGUAGUUCUAUUGUGUUAUUUUGAUGUACAUUAUAGAUACCACAUAAUUCUCACUUCUCCAAAUGUGUAAAUAUUUACCUCUUUUUGGAGAAGCUAGGCCACCUCAUCACAUUUGCCUGUCUAUGAAUGGGACGACCUUAGCAAUAAGGAACUAGUCUGAUUCCUUAUCCUCAGUGAUAAAAUUCCUAGUACUUUUGAAGGUAGAGAAACAGCAGGAUGGAAUCCAGUGGUAUUUUAGCUUUGUUAGUCUUAAUAAAUCAUAUAUUAGAAACUUAUUCAUAUCAAAAUUACUUUAUGUGGAUGAUUGUCAUUUUUUGAGAGUUAAAAUACUAUUUACUAUUUUCUCAUUCUUGUCCAUUUUCAUGAAUAUCUACAGUGUGGUAGUUACUUGUUGAAUUUUAGGAGAACCAAGGGUCACAGUUUUGGUUUUUGUAUGCUUAAGUUUUUAAAACACAGCUAUUUUGUGAAUCUAGAAUUGUUUUGUGGAGAGAAGAUUGCAGGAGGCUUAGUUCAGUAUAAGAGGAGCUAGAACAUUGUCCAAGGAGGCUUUUUGUUGCUAAUGAACAGAAGGGGAAAGAAUCAGUGCUAAAUUCCCACAUUCAGGCAUAUCACCUGGUUUACUGUGGAUGUGGUAUGUGGUGGGUAGAUCUGGGGUCGGAACAAUUUUUUCUAGUUAAAAUUCUGGGAGAGAGCUUCUAUUAUUAGGUUACAGAUAAAACCCUAGCUAUAUCAUGGAAAUGGACUCCAUGGGAUUCUAGAGCAGCAUUUCCCAAAUUGUGUCCUGUGAGAUGCUCUGCAGAAAACGACUCCCCUUGGGCAAGUUUGGAAAAUGUUACAUGCUACUCUCGCUCUUGAGAUGACAGUGGAUAUGAGCAUUAAAGACUUUGAUAAGUUCUCUAUGGGAAAAAAAGACAACCAUUUAGCUUUGUUUAACUCUGCUUGACCAGAAUUGAUGUAACCAUGUUUUUAAACUUACUAUCCAUGGGAAAAAGAAAAUUUAGAAAAUACUAGUUUAGGAAAAUUACUGUUCUAGGUUGUCAUAAUUAGUAUAGUUAAGAAUCAAGUUAGGAUUUCCUUUUCCCUUUUCAGUUGUUAGAAAGAAUCUGGUUCAAAAUCAGAAUAAUUUCAUUUUAACCUGUGGACAUAGUCAUCUUGAGCUGGACUUAAAUAGGAUUGUGUAUGUCUGUAACCUGUUUCAUAGCAUCUUCAUUUUCUUAAUCAGGUUGUGUAUUGUUUGGGAGUGAAAUUUAUUGUUUUUUAUGUGUGUGUGCUGGAUAACCGAGAAAUCCUGAACAAGGUUACUUGUAAGAAAGUACUGAAAGACUAGUGACCACAGCUUAUGGCCUUAUGGAUAAUGAGUCAGUUAUCAUUGAUUCUUGCUUUCAAAAAGUGUCAUCAGUGAACAUUUUCUAAGUACUUUUAAAUAGGGCACCAUAUUAGAACUCAUUCCUAUUAUCCUUUAAGAACAAACAACAUCUCAAAUUGGAGGCAGGUAGGCAGAUUUAUUACAAGUGGGAUUUUUGUUUCGAUCAACAAGUUUUCAAGAGAUACUUUUGUAACCUUUAGUGUUUGCAUUCCCUGAUACUAGUCAUCUAUAAAGAGAAUCCAGGAGCCUAAAUUAAUCAGAAAUUAUUAUACUUCUGUGUCAGGAAAUUGGCUAUAUGUACAGAAAAUUUUCUGGUUUUUGCGAAUAGGUUUUUAAUGACAGUUACGUAAUUCCAGGCUUGAUUUUUCGUAUUCCCUGGUCAGUUUAUACUCAGGGAAUAGAAAUCGAUUUUUAGUAUUAGAUGAGACAUAAGUGAGAAAAUAAUCAUAGACAACAGUUAUAAGUUAUUUUCUUGACUGAAUUUGUAGCUCCUAUUAAUGUGCAGCAUACUGAGUUAAUAUAAGCACUGCACCUUCCGUUUAUAAAACACGAAAGCUUAGAAUGUGUCUACUGCAGGCACUUCCUCUUUGUUCACUGGUUAAUAAUUUAAAUUUUAUUAGUGGUUGUGAAAUCUCAUCAUCUAAAUGCUAGGCAUGUUCACAGUUUUGUUUUCAAAGACACCCACCUUUUCAAUCUGGCAUUUCUGUACCUCCUGUCACUCUGUGACUUUUUAGAUAAGGAAUGUAGUUUAUUUUCAUUACCGUUCUCAGAGAUCCUACUUUAUUACAAGUUCUGGGUGAGGGAUAUGUGCAAUCUGUUGGUAAGUCACAUCCUCUGUUGGGGUUCAUUUUUGUAACCUCUAAAGUGAGAGGGAUAGAUGAAAAGACUCUGAGGUAUUUGAGCUUUAACGUUCUUUCCUUUCAUGAUUUGUGUUACUGUCCACUUUUUAUAUUUUUAGAGUGUCUAUACUAGUGAGAAUAUUCUAUAUAUGUUUGGUGAGGCAUUUUGAAGGUAUAUACUUGAAUUUUUUUUCUAAAUACAACCACCCUCUGGAAUACAAAUGGCAGAAAUGCAGAAAACCAUACAUGUUAAAACAUCAUGUGUACUUGACAUAAAACACAACACAAUUAAUUUGAAGUGAUGGAAGCGUUCCAUACAUUUUUAUAGUGAUUUAGAUCCAGACCCUCCAUAUCUAUUAACUUAGUUAACACAUUGCCGUAACCUUGUAAGGUAACCACUCUCUGGAUGAGAAAGCAGGACCAGAAAGCCCUUCAUAAAGAUUUCAUGCCAUGCAAGUACUCAGUGAUGACCACUGCUUUCUGUGUGUUCCCCUCCCCUGGGGGGAAUAGCCCAGUCCCUGAAAUGAGUAAGAACAGUAAACGCAGGAAUAUUGCUUUCAAGUCUUGGAUGACAUGACGUAGUCUUAACUGAGUCUUUCUUCAUUUAUUUGAACCAGUUGAUUGCACUACCUAGAUGUAAUUAUCUAAAGUAUUUAAGAUUUAUUUAGCAUAUGGAUUUUUACAAGUACUUCUAAGUUAAUGAGGGUGCUUAAAAAUAUUGAAGAAACUUUUUAGGGCAUGCUUCUUCCUUUAAUUUACAUGGUUCUGUAGUACAGUCUUUUUCAAAAGUAAAACUAGCUCCAGCCCCUAUCCUAAAUUAUCAUAGUUUUUGACUAUUACAUGAAUUAGGCUUAUCUAAAUUUCAUAUACAGAUUGAUAAUUUUUUAUUUUAUAUGCAUACUAGAUGAUAAAACACUAUUUUCAUAGAAUAUAUUUCUAUUCACGAACUACCUAAUUAUUAUCUGUUGGAUAGAGAUUCUCCCAAACCUUAUAAAACUUUGAAAUGUAAUUUUUGUUUGAUGAGCUUUAAAAAUUGUAUAAAUCUUAUUUAAACAAGUUGCUGGCCUCCUUACUAGCCUUUCCCACAUAUAAUUAUGAUGCAUUUGACGGCACUGAACGCAGUCCAGACUGGAUUGGGUUUAAUUAAACUUUCUCAGCCAUAACCUGAUAAGAAUCAGGCUGGUCUAGAAGUCAUCAGACUGUGGGUCUGUAUUAACUUUGUGAGCCAGUGGUAAUGUUUACUGCCAGCCUUGCAUAGCCAUGCCACUUUGCAGCUGCAACUGUGUGUGUGACUUUCAGUAACUAUGGUUUAUAUCUAAAGCAGUUUAGAUUUUAUGGAAUUAGCUCAUGAUUAUUGGGACAAGCAGGGUAGGUAAAUUUCAGUUACAUUUAAAGUGCAAUUAAGGAAAUUUUAGAAUAGAGUGCUCUUUACAAGGAAAAAAAUGUAUUUCUAGAAUAUCCUAGCAUGAAAACUUUUUUGAGAAUUCAUAGAAUUUUGACAAAGUUCAUACAGUGUUUUGUUUAUUUGUUUAUUCAAGGUUUGUUACUUUGCAUUAAUUUAAAAUUUCAAGGAGAAAUAGGAACGUUCUGUUGCCAAGGAGAAUUGCAUAGUUAAUUUUUGCUGCUAAUUUAUGCAUGCAUUUUUCACAGCUGAUAGUCCUUUUAAGUAAGUUUUGUUACGAGGAAAGGCCAUUUUUCUAGACAGAUAACAUUUUUCUAAAAUGAAAAAGAAACAGAUCCACUGAUCUAAAAACCACCUUAAUUGUGCCUUCUGUUUUAAAUUAUAGGAACAGUAAUAAUUAGUCACAAACUUGUUCAAACUGUAUUUUCUUCUAAGUCCUCUCUCUUUUCCCUACACCUGCCCUCUGUGACCGGCCACAGUGUUUGCUUGCGUCUGUUCUCAGGUUCCUCUGACCAGACUCACCCUGGCACCGCCAGAGGUGAGCCACUAGAUGUAUUUUUCUAUUUCUCUUGUGUUGCUUUACUUUUUGAGUCACCUUAAUAAAAGUUUGGCUCACUUCCCAUGUUUUUAAAAUGAAUGCAAAUGAAUAGCAACCUUUAUAUUUCAACCCUUUAAAAAGUUUGUAAAGGGAAGAAGUAAUGCAGAGCCAAGAGCAUAGUCUAAUUUGAAAUCUCGUCUGAGUUUGUCUGCUGUGUCAGCCGCAGGGCACGCAACCUCCUCAUUCAGUUUUCUCACCUACAAAACUUGGAGAAUAACCUACCUCACAGAUGUGUGUGAGAGACUUUCUGAAAGCCCUUGUUUGAAUACAGGGUUUGUCAUACUCACAUUUAAUGUAAAUCCUCCCUUUUCAAAAGAGAUCUUUGAUAUUGAUAGGAUGAGUAUCUUGAUUUUAGGUAAGUAUUAUGUGGUACAAAUAUAGUAAUAAAAAUGUUUAAGACCACAGUUUUACAAAUUAUGGUUUUCUUAUUUUAAGUGACUUUUAAAAUUUCUUGCAAACAUUGAAUAUUCAACUAUUAAAUUUGUCUUUUGUUGCAUCAAAUACUGAGAACUUCUUAAAUUGUUGGCUGAAGCCGCCUUACUGUACCAAAAUACAGCUUUCUCUCAAGACUGUUCACAAAUCUGUGGUUGUACAAUGUUUUGAGUGUUCAAUGUGAAAUGGUUAAAGAACUGUAAACUCUAAGUAUAGUAAACUUAAUAUUGUUUUAGGAAGAAUGCUUGUAUUCUUUAUCAUGUAUACUUAAAUAUUAUACAGUGAAUUUUGAGUGCAACAAAUAAAACUUAUGAUUGCCAGCCAUUAGGUUAUGUCCAUGACAAUCAUAAAAAAUGUUGGAUCAGAUAUUAUUCAGUUUUUUUCCCAAGAACAUCGAGCAUUCAUUUUUUUCUUAGCCUGUCUUUGAGAAAAGAAAGAAAAAUUCCAUAGGCUGAUACAUUAAACUAUUGAAGCAUUUGAUUACAUAUUUAUUUUU
Messenger RNA from Phyllostomus discolor (pale spear-nosed bat), 8743 nucleotides. RefSeq names its product protein kinase AMP-activated catalytic subunit alpha 2 (gene PRKAA2). Bases 78 to 1736 code for a protein of 552 amino acids. Gene Ontology annotation, biological process: intracellular signal transduction; protein phosphorylation. The record is from RefSeq and is a predicted model, not a curated record. Gene Ontology annotation, cellular component: cytoplasm. Gene Ontology annotation, molecular function: AMP-activated protein kinase activity; ATP binding. The transcript has 9 exons. NCBI's taxonomy places the organism in Eukaryota, Metazoa, Chordata, Mammalia, Chiroptera, Phyllostomidae.